This is a messenger RNA of Alternaria burnsii, 2070 nucleotides long. RefSeq lists its product as uncharacterized. Lineage: Eukaryota; Fungi; Ascomycota; Dothideomycetes; Pleosporales; Pleosporaceae. The coding region runs from base 1 to 2070 and encodes 689 amino acids. The record is from RefSeq and is a predicted model, not a curated record. The transcript is spliced from 5 exons.
AUGACAACACACAUCGCAACUGAUGACAACAUCUUUGCGGGAAGCGACAGCGACAGUGAUCAUGAGGGCGGUUACAAACCUCGCCCUCAAUUACCGCAGCCGAACGUCAAUAUGCGAAGUUUGGCGAAUCUGAUCAAGGAACUCGACAGCGGCGUCAUUGACGUUGAUCCAGAAUAUCAACGUGAAGUUGUCUGGACAGCCGAGCGUAUGACAGGUCUGAUCAAUUCUUUGAUGGAGAACUAUUACAUCCCGCCCAUCAUUCUGAAUAAGAAGCGGAGUGCUGGCACGGAUGGUAGUACACCACGCGAUACUCUUGUUUGUGUGGAUGGCAAGCAGCGUCUGUCUUCUAUUAGGGCAUUCGUAAAGGGUAUGAUUCCUUGCCAUGAUCAUAAAGGCGAGAGAUGGUGGUUUUGCAAGACUCCUGGCACCAAACACAAGAGAGUGCUCUCUUUGGAAGCGCAAAAGAUGUUCUUGGACAAAGAUUUUGUCGCCUUCCAAUUCACAGAUCUUACUCAGGAACAAGAAGAAGAUCUUUUUGCUAGAGUGCAGAUGGGUGUUCAACUUACAGUGGCCGAGAAGAUGCGCGCGAAGCAGGGCCCAUGGCAAGAGUUGGCGAAACUUUUCGUCGAUGAUUUUCCGGCUAUCUACGCCUUGAUGAAGGAUCGAGCCCGAGCAAAAGACUUUCAAAUCACCUUGUCCUGCUUUAGCCAAAUCAUCGAAGUCAAGCAUCCCACUGCUGCAAAUGGUCUACCAGUUCUAAAGACGAACUACAACGCACUACCCAAACUAUUGAGCAACACUGGUGCUGUAGAUGAUGCUAUCAAAUCACAUCUUGCGAGCGUCUGGACUACUCUAAGAGAACUUAUAGAGCGAGAUUCAGACACUUUUACAAAUGCUGACAAGCAUCUGAGUGGUGUGCAAACGUUCGCGCCCAUCGAGAUGGUAGCAGCAACCGUUCUUAUCUCGAUGUACUCGGAAACACGUACCAACGAACUACUGCUUGGAGAUAUCAGAACUCUUCGAAAGGCGCUUCGUGAGAAGUUCAAGGAUCUUCGCUUGAAUACGACGGUUUGGAAAUUUGUCUGGGACUUCGUCGAAAACCUGGAGGCCAUCCGAGGCGCGGUAGAUGGCACUACGGUGGAUCGAAACCAGCAGGAUCAGGCCUCAAAGUUGAUGUCUUCUGGCGCCGCGAAAGCAACAGCAACCGUGUCUUCGCCACCUUACCUUGCAAGAAAAAGAGCAACUGCGAAAAAACAAGUCUCCACCUUGCCACCGCGGAGUCCAGUGAAAGUGAAGGAGGAGUCACAAUCACACAUCGCUACGUCAAAACGAAAGCGAACUGGUCCUGCACCUGCUUCCCUGGCUCCAGCCUCAUACUUGUCGAAUGUAGCUCCCCAAGCAUACCACCAACACCACAUACCUCCAACGCAAUUGCAAGAUCCACAGAAGUCCAACGUGCACACACCUUUCACAACAGAGCCUGAGGACCUGCAGGUCCUAAAGACUGGCAUCUCAGGAUCUGGCGACUAUCGUACACCAAUAGCUCCUAUGCAGCAGUCAACACAACUCUGUUCAAUACCCAAUCAUAUUGCUGAGAUGGCCCAAGGCUCACACAACGCUUUCGCGAUAUCACAACCUCCAAAUGUGAUAUCAUAUCAUCCUACAAGUCGCGGUGCGUUUGCGCCAACUCACACAGACAAGCAGUGGGAGGGCGUCAUCGCAUCCCCAGCUAAGGCUCCAGUCGCGCCAAUUUCAAAUCAGCCGAAGCGAAAAAGCGUUACACGCCCUACUCCUGCCCAGUACAAAGAGGACAUCGAUCUGACAAUUGACAACGAGCUCGAAGGUGAACGACAGAAUCUUCUAUCCUCUUUCAAGGCCAAACCUAUUUCUGCAAAGCAACCUUCUGCUCCAGCCAUGCCCGCAGCAAAAGCAUCCACUGCUCCGACGCGUCGUGAUUACGUGGUAGUGCAUGAUAUUGAUUCCGACGAAGAACUGGCAACUGCAAAUAACCCUUAUGAGAAAUUCCAGAGUAAUCCUAGAGCAGGACUUUCUAGCUCGAGGGGAGGAUAA